AUGCUUCUACUGCUGUCGCCCUCCCAUCAUUCCCUCGCUGCGGCCGCCUGCACCGCCGCACUCCCCUCCGCGUCCGCCUGCUUCCCCGCGUCCGCCUCUCCCCGCGCAUUGUUACAGCUCUUACGACCAACCUCCGUCGUGGGCGCUCUCCACGGCUCUUCGGCUGGCGCUCACGCUCUACCGCUCAACGGCACAACGUCGUUCAGCGACACAGCGUCGCUCAACGACACAGCGUCGUUCAACAGUACCGCGUCGCUCAACAGUACCGCGCCGCUCAACAGUACCGCGUCGCUCGACAAUACGGCGUCGCACAACAGUACAGCGACGCUCAACAGUACCGCGUCGCACAACAGUACAGCGACGCUCAACAGUACAGCGUCGCUCAACAGUACAGCGUCGCACAACAGUACCGCGUCGCACAGCAGUACCGCGUCGCACAACAGUACCGCGUCGCACAACAGUACCGCGUCGCACAACAGUACAGCGUCGCACAACAGUACAGCGUCGCACAACAGUACAGCGUCGCUCAACAGUUCAGCGUCGCACAACAGUACAGCGUCGCUCAGCGGCGGGGGCGGCGGGCCAGUGGAGAGGGUGGGGAAGGCGGCGGAGAAAAUAGCGCACGCGGUGGGGGAGGCGGGGCAGGUGGCGAAGCAGGUGGUGGAGAUGUACGUGCGCCCCAACGCGCGCCCGCGCAUCCCGCUCGGUCCCACCAUCAUCAAAUGGCUCAAGCGCUCGCCCAUCCCCCAGCAGGUACACGUGUCGUUGGCGAGUGCAUCAGCGGGCGCGCUGACGAUGCGCAUCACGUGGAUAACGAGCCAGCCGCGAUGCCUGUCGCUCGUCACGUGGGGGCUGCACCCUAACGCGCUCAACCGCCUCUCGCGCGGCACCUCCUCCUCCUACCAAUUCCUCUUCUACAGGUCAGGGUUCAUCCACAGCGUGGUGGUGGGGUCAGCAGAGAAGCCCCUGGCGGGCAACACGGUGUACUACUACCGCAUGGGACGCAAGGGCAAGCGCCGCUCCUUCAAGACGCCGCCCUCCGCCGCUGAUGCCGCCAUGGACAUCGCCAUCGUUGGUGACCUGGGGCAGAGUGGGUGGACGGUGAAGACGCUCAAGCACCUGGGCAGUCGGCCGCACGACAUGGUGGUGGUGCCGGGCGACCUCUCGUACGCCGACUUCAACCCCUGGCGCUGGGACAGCUGGAGCACGCUCAUUGACCCCUACGCCAGCACGCGCCCCUGGAUGGUCGUGCCAGGCAACCACGACCAGGAGUCGCUCUCGCGCUUCCUGCCCGGCUUCAUCUCGUACAACGCGCGCUGGCGCAUGCCCGCUGCUGCCAGCGGGUCGCCGUCCAACCUGUUCUACUCGUUUGACACGGCGGGCAUCCACUGGGUCAUGCUCUCCUCCUACUCGGGCUUCCUCCCCGGCUCCCGGCAGUACACCUGGCUCAAGAGGGACCUGGGUCUGGUGGACAGGGCGCGCACGCCAUGGCUGGUGGCGGUGCUGCACGAGCCAUGGUACAGCUCCAACGCGCGCCAUGCGGAGGACGGCCGCCCCAUGCGCCAGGCACUCGAGGGGCUGCUCUUCGCCGCCCGCACUGACAUCCUCUUUGCCGGCCACGUGCACGCCUACGAGCGAUCCAAACGCAUAUUCAACGGGAGCCCACACCCCUGCGGCAUAGUCCAUGUAACUAUAGGCGACGGUGGCAACAGAGAAGGCCUUUAUUCCACCUACCACAAGAAACCUGGGUGGUCUGCAUUCAGGGAGGCCUCGUUCGGCCAUGGCCGCUUCCAGGUGUUGGGAGGAGCCAGCACAGGGGAGGCGGACUGGUCCUGGCAGCGCAAUGCAGAUGAUGUAGGGGAGACAGCCGACACUGCGCAUUUCAUUAGUCACGCCAGCCCGCUUGCACCCUCUCAGUGCAGGCCACCUUCAGCACAAGGCGUCGCAUGGUGUGCACGUGUAAAGAUGGGUAACUCAAAGAAAGAGGUGCCGGGAGACGAGAGAGUGACGAGUAGAUGGUCGACACGACGAGCCGGUGAUGGAGCAGAGGGCCAUGGGUGGCCGCAUGCGGCGAGGAGCGCCAAUCAAUCGCACACGCGCAGUGCGGGUGAGGAACCGGAGGAGAGCAGAGUGGGCGAGGAGAGGGAAAGGGAAGACGGGGCGGGGGGCGCGGAAAGGAAUAUUCACGAGGAGGAGAAGAUUUGGGGAUUGGAGAGGGGCGAAGAUGGACAGUAUGUUGAAUGUGGGGAUGAGGAGGUGGCGGCGGAGGUGGAGGAGGAGGGCAAUGAUGAUGACGAGGAGAUUGACGAUGACGAAGAUGAGGAUGAGGAUGAGGAUGAGGAUGAGGAUGAGGAUGACGAUGACGAUGACGAUGACGAUGACGAUGACGAUGACGAUGACGAUGACGACGAUUUCGACUACGACGAGUGGGAGGAUGAGGAGGGUGGGCGGCGCGGCGUGCAAGGCAGCGCGGCUGACGGCGACUGGAUGGUGUCGUCCCGCCUGCGAGCACCGCAGCAGCGCGCAGCGGCAGAGGGCACAGGGGAGAAUCUAGAGCCCGCGCCCUUGGCGCCCUCUUCUCCGCCACCCGCCUCCUCCCGCCGCUUCGCCACCCUCACCGCGCACCCCCGCGCGCCAGGCGAGCCCCUCCGCCUCACAAUCCCCGCGCAGCUACCCGACGCCCUCGCCCCGCUCGCAGCAGACCCGCUUUUGGGUGCGCCUCCCUUUCCCCCCAUGCUGCACCGACCACGCUCCGCCGCUGCUCGCGCUGCGGUCGCUAGAGUGUUGCGGCAGCGGCAGGAGGCAGCAGAAGGCAGUAUGCGCGGGGCUGGGAGGGGCGCUGAUGCAGGGGGGAUGGGUCAGGGCGGAAUGGAGGGGCAUGGCGCAGGUGCAGAGACACGGCGCGCGCAAGUGGGGAACAUUGGGGGAGAUGCUGGUGGUGGUUGUGGGGAGAAGGAAGGAAACGAGGGAGACGUGGAACGGUUGAGAAGGGGAGGAGACGGCGCAGGGCCGGCGCGAACGGCAGAAGGCGAGACGCAAGGAAGCCGAGCAGAUGGCGCGAGGGAAUGGCAGGGCGGCGCUGGAGGCAUGGUGCUGCGGGGCGCGGCCGGCACGGAGAGGGAGGGCGGAGGGCAGGAAAGCUGGAGGCAGCAAGGAUUGGGCGGGACGACUGGCGGGCGGGGAGUGGGAGGUGGCAGGGCUAUGGAGGUGAGCCCUCCACGCAGCAUGCGAGAGCCUUCCUCCCGUGCUGCGCGCAAGAUGUGGCGGGAGCUGGUGCCACACCGAGCAGGACGCACAGACACGGCACAGACUCACACGCUGGGAGGCAGCAUGGGGCAAGGCGGAGGAAGUGACAAGCAGGCGGUGAAAGAAGAGCUGUGA
Molecule: messenger RNA, 3381 nt
Organism: Closterium sp. Yama58-4
Lineage: Eukaryota; Viridiplantae; Streptophyta; Zygnematophyceae; Desmidiales; Closteriaceae
Source: the annotation of a GenBank genome assembly